Molecule: messenger RNA, 5755 nt
Organism: Caenorhabditis auriculariae
Lineage: Eukaryota; Metazoa; Nematoda; Chromadorea; Rhabditida; Rhabditidae
Source: the annotation of a GenBank genome assembly
AUGCUGAUAAAGGAUAAUUUUCGCUAUGAAUUUUACGACGUUAUCAAAAAACAGGUUUUUUCAAACAUCAUUUUUUUUUAAAUUGAAGUUUUAAAGAGUGUCGUUCUGGUUGUAUCAACAGAUUUAGACGCGUUGUGUGCCGCUCUGGUUCUUUCGGUAAGCUCUUUUUUUCUUUGUUAAAUUACUUUAUAAAGCAUGUUUUUGUUUGAUUGACUUGUGUUUGCAUCUGGUAUGAAAAAAAUCUAAUUUUUCAAGAAUUGAAAAACAUUUAACUUCCCAUUAAAAUUUAGAAGCCUGAACUUUUCGAUGUUUAACUUUAAUGGAACGGACUUUCAGAACUUUAUUUUUCUAUAAUAAAGGUUCCCAUUAUUUUUUUCGGAGAGCGGUGAACUUGAAAAAAAUUAUUCAAAGCACCAUGUAAAAAAAUUUCAAUUUUUUUCCUUCUUAUUCGCUUUUGAGAAGUUUAGUGAUUUCCCUGAAUAUAAUUGCUAUUUAUUUUCCCCUUCUUCUCAAGUGCCAUCGUUCCAGUUGAUUUAAGUGAUUAAAUUUUAUUUUUGUAUAAGGAAUAAACGCCGAGUGAGAUCGUAUAAAAUUGUUGAGAUAGCUAUCCACAUUGGUAUAGACAUUAUAUACAAAGGUAAAUUUACAUUGAAAGUUAAACGGGUGAAAAGAAGUAGUUCGAAGAGAAGCUUCAUCGAAAUGCAAACUGAAAGUUCUUCUAUAAUUUUAUAUCGAUUCUUAAACGUACCGAAUUGAGCGAUGUAGUAUUUUUUAUCAGGCCAGGCGUAGGCAAAAAACUGCCACAAAUUGUGCACCCGUCUAGAGGUGUUUUUUGUCUCUGCGACGACUUCGAAACAAAUAGCUGCGUAGCAAAGAAGAUCUGUGAUAAUUAGAAUCAGGAAAAGAACGACUGGUUGUCGAUCACUCCCUCCGUCCUGAAAUUUUCUCAAUUUUCUCGCUGUUUGAAAAGUUAUUUAGCUUCUCGAUUUUUCGAAGAAACUUUAAACGUUUUAGAAAAAAGGAGCGGUGUAGUGUUAACAGAAAAGUGGUUGCGUAUUAUUGGAAUUAUUUGACAAGGGAGGUCAUUACACAUCAGUUAUCAAAACUCUGAAUCUGGACUUGGGUACUUUAAUGCGUUAAAAAGAUAGCGCCAGUCCAAAUCCAAAAAAAUAUUCAAAUUUCAAGAAAAAAAAAAAAACUAAAUAUUGUCUAUAAAUUAGCCUUCGAUGACUUUCUUUAAUGUGAGACGAUUUUUCUCGAAAACUAAAAAAGUAUACAAGUUUUCCCAAAUUUCAGAAAAACUCGAAGGUGAAAAAAAACGUUACACACGGCUGUAGUUUCGAUUUUUUUCCUUAUCGGCCUUACGUCCGAAAAAUUGAACUGUCGUCUUUUUUUGAAUUGGCGAAAAAUGUUAAAUUCUUAUGGACUUACUAGAUACAAAACCAAGGUAAUCAGAGUAAUUAGUAAGUCCAUCCAUAGAAUGAGACAUCUUUGACCAGACACUAGAAUCAUAUCUUUUUGAUCAGUGCAUUUCCUCUUUCAUGCUAAUUUUAGCGGAUUAGAGGAGUCUAAUGGAGCGCACUUGACCUUUCACUCGUGCAAACGUUUUCUGAAAUAGCCAUUUUUUGCAGGUUCCAGAGAUCUUCGGGUUUCUUUGUCAUUUUGUUCAUAAAAUGUGUUUAUAGCAUCUUCUCAAAUGCGACGACAUCGCCUACACUAUCGUGGCCGUAGACGGCUGGCAGGAUGUGGAGAGGACCUUUUCCGAGCUUCAGGAUCAGAGUUGGUUCUAUCACCCGUCUGAAUCGACCCAAAAAAACUCUCAUCUGACUUCCCAGAAACCUCGAUUGUCAUGCUGAACUGUGGGGCUGGACGACCCAUCACCAACAUUCCUGACGACAGCACCGUCUUCAUCGUGGACUCCCACCGUCCUUUCCAUCACGAGAACGUCUUCGACCCUUCUCAGAUUCGGCUCAUCGUCGACAGUUCUGAGCUCAACGACUUGAGGUUUUUUUCCACGGUGCAGUAGAUUUAAAGAUUUUCUUCCCUUUGCAUAUUUUUAAAGAACGUUUACUCAUAUUUUUUUAUAAGCAGCGCACGAGGUUUAAGUUAUUACUAUGAACGGUAAAUAACGUUUGAAACUUCAUAAAAUGCGUCUUUGCUUUUUUAAACACCCAAGGUAUAAUUUUUUCAGUCGGAGGUUUCAAUACUCUUGCUGUGAGAAUGAAAUUUCCGCAAAUAAAAAAAUUAUAUAUAUAUAUAUAUAGAUUUUUCAUAAGGUAUAUAUAUAUAUAUAUAUAUAUACCUUAUGAAAAAUCGGAAGUUAGUUUGAAAUGUCAGAUAAGUUGGUUAGCAUCACAAUUACUAGAAUAUGAUAGACUAAGAUUGAACAAAACCGGUUCAACAGGAGUGUGAGUAAAAUACUUUACGGGAGUUUUUUAGUAUUCCCGAACCUCGCCAAGUAAUGGACUAUGGAUCUGGCGACGACGACGACGACGAAGGUUCAGAAGUCGAUGCGGAAAGCGAAGAAGGGACCUACGAAUCGAGACUGGAAAGAGUCCGAAGGAGAGCCAUCAAAAAAGUUCUCAAUUCGCUGUUUAUCAAGAUAAAUGCGGAUAUUUGAGGAGGAAAAAAAGUUGUGGGAACGACGGCGGCAGGACAUCCUCUGGCGGUACUACGAAACCAGUUGGCAUUCUGUCCCGGUAACUUUCCGCCCGUUUGCUUCUAUUUGUGAUCUCAGAGUUCGAUGCGGCUGCUCGAACUGGCCGCUUCUUUGAACCGUACAUCUGCAGAACUGAUGUGGUUCGCCGCAGUCGGCCUCAACAGCCAGUUCGUCGACCGACUGGUUCGAAACGAAGCCUCCUUCUGAGAAAUCGCCUUCGAAUCUCAGAUUUCGAUCGAGGCCUACACGGCAGUUUGUAUCGACCGUAUGAGGCCUUUCAUUCAUAAGUUCUCCCCUCGAAACAUCGCGACCAAAGUCGAUGACUCCUUGCGGAUUUCCUUCGAGAAAGAGUUUGUUUUCUUUCGUAACUCUUUAUUUCUCUGUGCAACUCAGCUAACUGAGCUAGGCAACGAGCUGACGUUCUCGGAAAGUUGUUCGUACCAGCAUAAAACUUUUCAACGAGAAACUUGAACUUUCAAAGCUGUUAAGAACGACCGCCUUUGGCGAACUUGAAGUCCAAAGUUGUAGUUGAUCAAGUUUAAAGCAAGUUUAAGGUCCUUUGCACGUUUUUCUGUGCGUAGUCCAUUCAGUUGCGCUUCGACGAGCUCAGAAUGUAGCGGAUGUUGUGCUGAAGCCCGGAGCUCGUGCUUCAGGUCGAAGUCUCGAAAUGAGAGCGGCCACUUCGAGUCAAGAUUCACCCGGGAUUUGAAAAAAAAAAUAAUAAAGAAAGAAAGCCGAAAUUUUUGAAAAAGCGGUUUCAAAAACAACACAAACGGUUUUUCUAUUUAGAUGAUAAUUUGGGAAUCCCUACAAUAAUAUCAAAGGUGUUUGGAAAUUAUUUUAUUACAGACUCCCGAUCGCUCUUUAUGCACACUGGGACUUGUACAGUGCGAUGAUGGUGGACGAAUAUUUUUCGAUUAAAACCAAAAAUUGGACGCAGAAAGGAGAUUUGAAUAUCCGGCAUCUCUUGGCCAGUUUGGGGUUUCCCUUCGUUUAUUUCAGUAUUCAGAAUGAUAAAAUUCAGAAUCACUUUAUCGGAAACCAAACAGAAGUUCGAAGCUUUGUCGACGGAGCAGCGAAAAACGUUGACCGCGAUUCUCGAGAAGGAGAUGUCCUCCGCCUUUGCCACUUUUUUCGUGCACCUUGGCUAUUCCUGCAAGUUGAAUGCCGCAGACGUGGCUCGGGCAGUAAUCUUGAGGUUUUUCGGCGAGAAAUUCCUGAAAACCCGGCCUUUGAUAGGCUGGAAGUUCCGCAGUCGACCAAGGCGAUGGACCGUUUUGUGACCGGGGCGAUGCUCGUCAAGGCCUCCAUCGCUGGGACCAAACAACAAAGGACCCAUAUCAACUACACUUUCGAGAAAAUGUACCAGGUCUACUUUAUUUCCCUCUAAUGUGAAGAACGACCGAACUGCUUGGGUUCAGGAACACUACUUUUAUUUAAUACUAUCGGUGCUAGGAAAUGAAUUUGACGUGUAUUUCGUGUUAUUACGGACUCGAGUCAAAUGUAAAUCUUUGGAGUCUUUUAAGUUGGAACAAGCAACCACUAAAAAGAAAAGUUGAUGCGAAAAUUUGAGAGCUCUUUGACAGAGAAUGCUGGGUGUUCUGUGGAAGUCGGUGGCGUCGGCCAUCAAUCAGUCCGAAAUCCUGCCGACAGGACCGUUUUACCUGUACACCUGUUCAAGAUCUCUAGGUAUUUUGCUUUUUUCUUUUGAGUAUUUGAAAAAAAAAAUCUCAGAUGAUUUAUUUUCGUAGAUUCACUUUUAAAAUUAAAUCUUUUUUGUGAGAGCGUAUACUGUUCUUAAAAAUUUGCGAAAAUUCGUACUAUUUCUUCUCCUUUAUAUUUUUUUGGUUGGUUACAAAUCUCAUCCAAAAACGUUAUUGAAAAACAGGCUUCAAGUUCCAGUUCCGUCUUAGAUUCGAGUAAGAUCUUCACACACCGUGUUGGAACUUUUUUACUUUUUGUUCGAAAUAGUUUGAGCGAAAAUUUCGGCAAAUUUCUCCUGGUGUUGACUGAUUUUGCCAAAAUGCCAAACUCCAAACUUUUUUGAUUUUUUCCAGUAGAACUUGAAGAUUCAUUGAUUUUGCAGUUCUUCUGGUUUUUAAUAUUCAAAGCUCUGUCAGAAAUCGUGGUUAUGUUAUCGAAAUUUUCUAUCCGGGUUUAACAACCGGUUGGUUUUUGGUGUUUUUUUGUGCCAGAUACCAGGGCUGCGCGGAGUUCCGUUAUCCGCCUUCCGCAUAAAUUUCUCUUCCUUAACCCGUGUUCCAUCUUCCUUAAUUCAAAGUUUUGUCCCCUAGUCCGUGCUCCGUCUUCCUAGAAAAAUUUUUGUUUUUCAGCUCCUAUUUUAAACAUUUUUUGAUAGAAAAAUGCACGUUCUCGGUGUCGUGAGUAAUAUGAUAAUGAAGCUAAUUUUGUUACAUAAUAUCUGUAGAGAGGCCAACCAUUCUCUCAAUUCAAAAAUCAAAGUAUCCUAGCUUCAAUCGACAUUCAACGCCUAGUAGAUACUAAAAAAAAUGGCUUGUUUGAAAAAAAAUUUGACUGUCUUCUUUUUCCCCACUACAGGUUUAAUUCAUAUCACUUAUUAGCACUUCAGAAAAGCUGAAAUAUUUGUUUUGAUUAGUAUAUUGGGAUUGAAGGGAUGAACUGAAAUAUGUUCAGACGAAGACUUGGCCGCGUCACGCCAUUUUCUGUUCAAUUUCUCGAGUUUUCUGCUGCGGGCUUUCGCCGCCUCGCGGAAAGGACGAUCAGGAAAGCCGUUGGUAGUUACGUUUCCGUUGGGCGGCGACCGGAGCGGCUGGAUCGUCGUGACCGGAGUGAUGCCGCUGGCCACGGUCUACGAGGACACUCACCUCAAAACGUGGCUCUUCUCUCUUCUUUUCUUCCCCAAUCAUCCUCUUAAGGUGCAUGGGACGAGCGUUUGAACGAGUUAAAAAGAUGGCUCCGAAGGUCCAAAUAAACGCCGAUUACUUCGAUUCUGAUGGUUCACAUAGUUGGUAAUCCUUACUUUAUAUCGUAUUUGCAGUUAUAUUGUUGAAAAGUGAAGACCGGGCGCGAUUCUUCGAUUGCUUACAGUCUAUACUGGAAACCGGCGUCCAUUAA